AUGGUUCGCUCACUGCUUGCUCAGUCCCUGGCACUCGGGGGAUUGCUCACCAGCAAUAUUCCUUUAGCAUCAGCGCUUCCUCAGAAUGACGGUAGCGCUGCUCUGCAGACUUGCCUGACUGAAGCUGUUGGUGGAGACGCUUCUCGAGCCCAAUUCCCAUCCGAGGAGAAUUUCAGCACUGCGGAUGUCAAGCCGUACAAUCGACAGUACCAAUACACACCAUCGGCUGUCAUGUAUCCCAAGACCGCUACCGAGGUUGGCGACAUUGUCAAGUGUGCCUCCAAGUACACCCGCAAAGUCCAAGCUAGGAGCGGCGGACAUGAUUAUGUCAACAAGGGUAUCGGAGGCGCGAAUGGUGCUGUUGUUGUGGACCUGAAGAAUUUCAACCAGCUCUCAGUCAACCAGGACAGCGGCAUCGCCACCAUCGGCCCCGCCAACGGACUCAAAGCCGUCGUUGAAGGCUUGAACAACAACGGCCAGCUCAUGAUUCCGCACGGAACUUCGGCUACAGUUGGCAUCGGCGGGCAUACGCUGAUCGGAGGCUUCGGCCCUGUGACGCGCCGAAGCGGUCUGGCAUUGGACUCGCUCCGGGAAGUGGAAGUGGUCCUCGCCAACGGCACCGUGACUCGUGCAUCUGAGGAUACCAACGCCGACCUGUUCUGGGCGAUGCGUGGCGCCGGGCAGUCCUUCGGCAUCGCCACCUCGUUCGACUUCCAAACCUCGCCGCAACCCGCCGGCAACGUCGUCACCUACCAGUACAACGUCACCAACAGCGACUCCGCCAUCCUCGCCGAGACGCUGGCCAGCUGGCAGACGCUGAUCUCCGACCCCGACCUGUCCCGCGACCUGUUCACCCUGGCUGUCUACCAGGGCAACACGCUGCUCAUCCGCGGCAACUACUGGGGGUCGCGCGCCGACUUCGAGGCCCUGCGCCUGGCCGAGCGCGUGCCCAACAUCGACACGUCCGCCCCCGGCACGACGCUGACCGAGUCGUCGUGGAUCGACAUGUACGAGGACACGUUCCGCUUCACCGACACGCAGCUGCAGGACGCCUUCUUCUACGCGCGCACCGCCGCCGUGACCAAGUCCGACCUGCCGUCGAACGAGACGCUCGCGGCGGUGCUGAAGCAGCUGCACGACGGCGACGCCGGCCACGCCGGGUGGUGGGUGCUGAUCGACAUCAACGGCGGCGCCGUUGCGGAUGUUGCGGUCGAUGCGACGGCGUUCCCGCACCGCGACGCGCUGUACUACUUCCAGAUUUACGUCUCGAGCACGGAGAAGGAGAUUGAUGACGCUGGCUUCGGGUUUGUGGAUAAGGCGAUGGGCUUGCUGCAGGAGGGCGAUGCCGCGGCGUCGGAGAGGUAUGGCGUGUAUCCUGGAUACCCCGAUGCUCGCCUCAACAACCCGCAGCAGAUGUACUGGGGCAGCAACCUCCCGAGGUUGGAGAAGAUCAAGGCCGUGCUCGAUCCUGAGGAUGUGUUCAGCACGGCGCACGGUGUCAAGCCGGCGCGGUCGUAA
Lasiodiplodia theobromae is the source of this 1518-nucleotide messenger RNA. RefSeq names its product putative glucooligosaccharide oxidase. The transcript is spliced from 2 exons. Bases 1 to 1518 code for a protein of 505 amino acids. Lineage: Eukaryota; Fungi; Ascomycota; Dothideomycetes; Botryosphaeriales; Botryosphaeriaceae. The record is from RefSeq and is a predicted model, not a curated record. Gene Ontology annotation, molecular function: FAD binding; oxidoreductase activity.